CACGCCUCCCGUGCAACCGAGCUCGUGUGCCAAAUAAUCGCGACCUUGACUGACUCCAGGAUGACGUCGCAAGCCAACCCGCAGGAGCUCAUCGAGCAGCUGCGGCUUCUCGCCGCCGAUCCUAGCUCCUACUUCCAGGAUGAGGCGCAAAAGCAUGACUUCCAGAAGCUGGCCCGGCAGGCUGAGACCGCGGUAGAGGAGCCGUUUGAGACCAUGCAGCGGUUGGUGUAUGGCCCUCUUCCGCUUGUGACCGCGCGCAUUGGUCAGGAUCGCGGUAUCUUCGCUGCUCUUUCUAGCAAGCCUGAGGGAGCUCAGCUUGAUGGCCUUACUGAAACCACCGGACUGCCAAAAGGCGUUCUCGAGUCUGUACUGGACUACCUGUGCACACAAGGCAUGGCCACAGAGUCGAGCCCGAGAACCUUCAAAGCUACGCCGCUGACUCACAUGCUCCUUGUGCCACUCUUCAACGAUGCUGUUACUCACUUUCAUGACAACUGCGCACCAGCGUUCAUCGCCUUGAAUGAAAUGCUCAGUAACCCUCAAGCAGGAAAGACCGCUUUCAAAAUAGGACAGCACAGUGAGGAAGACUUCUAUACAUGGAUGGAGACCCACCCCGCUCAACAAGGUGCGUUCCAUCGAUUCAUGGCAGCUCAGUUUGCGAUGCUCCCGACGUGGCUCGAUGCGGUCUCUUUUGACACAGAGAUCGCCCAAGACGUCGGUGUGGAAGACGUUGUAUUCGUUGAUGUCGGCGGCGGUAACGGGUCGCAAUGCGCAGCUCUUAGGAAAGCCUUCCCAGAGCUGAAGGGCCGGGUCAUUCUACAAGACCGGUCUGUGGUUCUCGAGAAGGCACUGAAGGUCGAUGGCAUGGAGCUGAUGGCGCACGACUUCCUCACAGAGCAACCAGUCCACAACGCGCGGGCAUACUACUUCCGCCAGAUCUUACACAACUUCGACGACGACACAUGCAUUCAGAUCCUCCAAAUGCACCUCCCCGCUCUUCUGAACAAUCCUAAUAGCCGGAUCUACAUCGACGAUAAGACUCUGCCAGACGAGAAGCCUGAUGCAAGCGCCCCAGGUGUCGAGUACACAGCCGCGCUGUCUUUGGCGAUGAAGGCCAUGUUCGAUGCGCAGGAGAGGAGAGAGAAGCAUUGGCGUUGGUUGUUAGAUCAAGCGGGUAUGGAAAUUGUAGAGAUCAGGAAGUUCACCAAGUUCGAUGAUAGUGUGAUCAUUGCGAAGCGAAGGUACCAGGACCAGUGGCGUUGAGGCAGACCUGGUGGACGCCCCGAUUUCGGAAGGGAUGGGGUAUCUCGGCUCUCAAGUCGCAGAGGAUGCCGGCUGUAACAGCGAUAUACUUGUAGCCUCCACAGCUUAUGACCAACCCUAUUCUUUUGAGACAUGCAUUGCC
Molecule: messenger RNA, 1405 nt
Organism: Didymella exigua CBS 183.55
Lineage: Eukaryota; Fungi; Ascomycota; Dothideomycetes; Pleosporales; Didymellaceae
Product: S-adenosyl-L-methionine-dependent methyltransferase
Exons: 4
Coding region: 61-1263 (400 amino acids)
Molecular function (GO): O-methyltransferase activity
Source: RefSeq, a predicted model, not a curated record